Messenger RNA from Mitosporidium daphniae, 618 nucleotides. RefSeq lists its product as uncharacterized. Lineage: Eukaryota; Fungi; Microsporidia. The transcript has a single exon. The coding region runs from base 1 to 618 and encodes 205 amino acids. The record is from RefSeq and is a predicted model, not a curated record.
AUGCAGUUUCUUCUCGUGUUGGGAGUUUUGGCUGUUCUCAUACCAUCUCCAUUAAUGGGGCUUCCAAUGGCAGACGCACUGGUUUUUACAGUUUUAGCAAAUAAGACCCAUGAAGUUGAAUUCAGAGAUCUUAGAGCCACUCCCGUAAUUCCUGGUGAAAUGUUCAAGAUCGAGGGCUCUUUUAUUACAAAGUCCAAAGAACCCAUCAAGGCUGCAGAUGCUCAAGUUUCACUCUCUGUCCAGCAUUGUGGAUUUCAUCUUGUAGAUUCAACGAUCCCGAUUAGUGAGCUGUUUUCGCAGGCAGAGAGCAAAACGGUCCCCACAUUCCCCCUUUUACCGGGAGUUUCAUAUGAAUUUUCUAUAGGUGCGAAACUCCCUGAAUCAAUUGCAAGCGGAAGGUACAAUGUAUUGAUCACAGGAACGAAAAACGAUGUUACUCUUUUCAAGAUAAGUGCAACUUUUUUCAAGUUCCGCGACGAUGCCAUGGCAGAUUCUGCCUCCUCUCCGUCAAAGAAGGAAAAAAUUGAUACUGUGCCUGUUCCCGAUGGUGCGUUUUGUGCAAAUACAAAUUCGGCAUUGGCUGUUGCAACUACCCUGUUUGUGCUUAUUAUUUUAUAA